Molecule: messenger RNA, 1482 nt
Organism: Oncorhynchus mykiss (rainbow trout)
Lineage: Eukaryota; Metazoa; Chordata; Actinopteri; Salmoniformes; Salmonidae
Source: RefSeq, a predicted model, not a curated record
AUGACUUCUCCCUCCGUUCUCAGCAGCACCUAUCACCUCCUCACAACCCCACCUAUCAUCUCCUCACAACCCCACCUAUCACCUCCUCACAACCCCACCUAUCACCUUCUCACAACCCCACCUAUCACCUCCUCACAACCCCACCUAUCACCUCCUCACAACCCCACCUAUCACCUCCUCACAACCCCACCUAUCACCUCCACACAACCCUACCUAUCACCUCCUCACAACCCCAACUAUCACCUCCUCACAACCCCACCUAUCACCUCCUCACAACCUGACCCAUCCUCUCUGCACAACCCCACCUAUCACCUCCUCACAACCGCAAAUAUCACCUCCUCACAACCCCACCCAUCCCCUCCGCACAACCCCACCUAUCACCUCCUCAAAACCCCACCCAUCCCCUCCGCACAACCCCACCUAUCACCUCCUCACAAACCCACCCAUCCUCUCCGCACAACCCCACCUGUCACCUCCUCACAACCCCACCUAUCACCUCCUCACAACCCCACCUAUCACCUCCUCACAACCCCACCUAUCACCUUCUCACAACCCCACCUAUCACCUCCACACAACCCUACCUAUCACCUCCUCACAACCCCAACUAUCACCUCCUCACAACCCCACCCAUCCCCUCCGCACAACCCCACCUAUCACCUCCUCACAACCCCACCCAUCCCCUCCGCACAACCCCACCUAUCACCUCCUCACAAACCCACCCAUCCUCUCCGCACAACCCCACCUGUCACCUCCUCACAACCCCACCUAUCACCUCCUCACAAACCCACUCAUCCCCUCCACACAACCCCACCUAUCACCUCUACACAACCCCACCCACCCCCUCCGCACAACCCCACCUAUCACCUCCUCACAACCCCACCCAUCCCCUCUGCACAACCCCACCUAUCACCUCCUCACAACCCCAACUAUCCCCUCCUCACAACCCCACCCAUCCCCUCUGCACAACCCCACCUAUCACCUCCUCACAACCCCACCCAUUCCCUCCGCACAACCCCACCUAUCACCUCCUCACAACCCCACCCAUCACCUCUACACAACCCCACCCACCCCCUCCGCACAACCCCACCUAUCACCUCCUCACAACCCCACCCAUCCCCUCCGCACAACCCCACCUAUCACCUCCUCACAACCCCAACUAUCCCCUCCUCACACCCCCACCCAUCCCCUCUGCACAACCCCACCUGUCACCUCCUCACAACCCCACCUAUCACCUCCUCACAAACCCACCCAUCCACUCCACACAACCCCACCUAUCACCUCUACACAACCCCACCCACCCCCUCCGCACAACCCCAUCUAUCACCUCCUCACAACCCCACCCAUCCCCUCCGCACAACCCCACCUAUCACCUCCUCACAACCCCACCCAUCCCCUUUUCACAACCAAUCCCCUCCUCACAACCCCACCCAUCCCCUCCUCACAACCCCCACCCAUCCCAUCCCCACUGUGCCUUUGUUCUGA